Messenger RNA from Durio zibethinus, 3951 nucleotides. The record is from RefSeq and is a predicted model, not a curated record. NCBI's taxonomy places the organism in Eukaryota, Viridiplantae, Streptophyta, Magnoliopsida, Malvales, Malvaceae.
CCUUCCCGCCGGUCAUAACCGGUGAAGUUUAUGGUAGCUACCGGUAGGUUCGGUAACCAGGGGUCAAUGGUAUAAGAUCUGUGGGGUUUAAGCAAAAGUUGGGUGGUCUUGAGAGGGUUUUGGCGAUCAGAGAAAAAACAGACAGAAUAAAGAAAUUAUUUUCCUUUUUUGGAGAGGAAAAAGAAAUUAAGAAUUUUGAGAGUAAAUCCCAAAUGGCUUUUGUUUGAAACACACAGAAAAUUUUCCCUUUUGUUUUCUCGGGAAAAUAUGGGACAGAACAUAGAAGAGAGUUGUUUUUUUUUUUCCUUCUGGGAAGAGAAUUUUCAAAUUUGUUAGUUCUUUCUGCGAUCUUACGUUUGGCUGCGAAUUUCGUGUUUUGAGCGAACGUUUCAUUGUUUAGAGGUGAGAAAAUCGGUUUUUUGUUGAUUUUCCUUUGUGAAUUCCUCGAAAGUUUUGAACUUUUUCAUGGGUUUUUGUGGUCAAGUUGGGGCCUUUUGUGUUUGGUUGCCGAGAAAUGGUGUGAAAGUGGAAGGAAAAAUUCGAUUUCAGUGGUAAUUCGAGAACAGAGUUGUUAAAUGAACCCAACGUUUUAAUCUUUUUAAGCUUACAAUUUUUAAACAAUCAAAUGCCUGUACUUUUUUGCCUCUGUUUUUCAAUUUUCUUUUAAAAAUUCUUAAAUUUUGUCACUUUUAAACGUUAAAUUCUUCUGUUUGUCGAUAAUUUGGGUCAUAACAUUUUCGAUCUGGGAUUUUGGAGAUAAUUUAUUGGAAAAACAGAAGAGAUGAUCAAAGAUUCUUUAUCAGUUAUCUAUAAGUUUUUUUUUUUGUUUGGUUUUUGGAGAUUGAUCUUUUGUUCAGGGUUUUAGAUCUUCUUAAAAGCAAAAUUGUAUAAAUUACCAGAAUUUCUCGGGUAGAUGCCUGAAUUAGUUAUUUGGAAUUGGAUCCUUUGUGACAGGGUUUUGUUAUGGUUUAAGGGUUUUUCUUUUUAAGUUUAAUUUGCUAAUUUCUCUUUAAUUCCUUCUCCAGCUCUCUCUUGAAUUUGGAAAAUUCUGAUGUUUUGAACAGGGAAUUCCUUUUUUUUUUUUCCUUUGUUUUUAAGUCUCCAUCAGUUCUCUUCCUUUUCAAUGUUUCUUUCAAGUUGACAAAUUUAUGGUUCUAUUUAUCUCAUGUUUGAUGCAUAAGCAUGUGUGUGUGUCUGUUUUUUUUUUUUUAAAAUAAAAAUAAAAGGCCUUUUUUAUGGAGAGGGAGGGUUGAUGGUGGCAUGGAUUUUCCAUCAGAUUGUGUGGAUCAUUUUGAAAUUACAAUUACCGGAUCGAGUCAGUGCCCUUUGCUUCUGGGUUUACUGACAAUUGUGAAAAUGUCUCUGUGGGUUUUUUUUUUUUUUCUUUUUUGGGGGUGAAUGAAUGGAGUUGGAGGCCUGGAUUCCUAUGUAAAAGUUGAAGAUAACCAGUAAAAGGGUCUAAGCUUAGUUUGGACAUCAUACUCGUAUCUCUUGGAAAUUGAUUCAAAAAUGCUGUGAAUUACAUAUGAUGUGUUCUUUGCGGUGUGAUCUUUGAGAUAUGGUGUUGCAGAAGAGGUUAGACUAUGGAUUCAAUGGCUAUCAGGUGCCUGCUACUCCGCGAGCAACCAGAUCUGCCAGGGUAAUAUAUUUUAUUGUGACGAAAAGGGUUCCAUUUAGAAAGAGAGUUGAAGACAGUCAAGUAGGUGCAUUUGACUUACUGGCCACUGUAGCUGGAAAGUUAUUACUAGACAAAGAAUGUUCUCGUGCUUCUACUAAUACAUCGAGUGCUGAAGAUCAGUCUGGAGUUGAAAAAACUACUGUAAAAGAGGAAAGGCAAGAUGGAGAUCAAUCAUUGAAGCUAGAAACUUGCAAUCAUGAAAGCACUAGUAGGGAAUUCUAUGUUUCUGAGCUUGUUUCACAAACUAAUGACCCAAACUAUAGUUCUAGGGAAUCACCAAGCCUUCAAAAUGAUGCUCAUUUAGGAUUUGCCUCUGUUAUAACAAGUUCUGAUUGUUCAGAACGAUUUGAUGCUCAGAAGUUGAUGAAUGGAAAAAUCAAGAAUGAAAUGGGAAGCUUGCCUUGUAAGGUAGAGACAGGUCCCUUUCUGUGUGGUACAUCUGGUGGUUGUCUUAAACCAGAGGCUGAAAAUAAAAGGCUGAAAGAUGAGGAGCUGCAUGGAACUGAUAAGGUUUCGACUGGAGAAGUAGCUGAUACAUGCCCCUUAGAGGAUCCAGUGGUCUUGGAUGGUAAACCUCCUCCUCUAGUUAGUUCAGACAGUAGUGGUAAGCUACGUUCAUGUGGGGACCACAAUCCCCUUAGGUCUUUUCCCUUGAGAAGGGAUGAUGUAAAUGUAGUUAGUAGAGAUGAUGAUGAAAAAUCUUCAGGGUGUACUCACCCUAGCCGCAUAAAAGAUUCAUUUAGGUCAACACCUUGUAUCGGAGAUCGAAGAAUAAGGAAGAUAUUGGCUUCUAAAUACUGGAAAGUAGCUUCGAAAUUGAAGGAUGUGACAUUUUCCAAUUCUGAUGAGAAUUCAAAGUCUGGUUACUAUGGUAGGAGCACUUACAAAUGCUUAAGAUCUGAAAGGAACUAUCCUUUCAAAAAACGGAAGUUUUUACACUAUAGCUCAGUGUCAAAUUCGGAUGGAGGAACCAGCAAUGAGGGCAUUUCUGACUCACCUGAGAAGAGCAUCAAUGGAAAUACUGCCAGUGUAUACCCAAAGAUGCAUGGAGUCACUGGAGAAUCUUCCUCACUAGCAGACCAACGCAAAUCAUUUCAUUCUAGGGAUUCUCAUGUGAAGCUUAGGAUCAAAUCUUUCAGGGUGCCAGAAUUGUUUAUCGAAAUUCCAGAAUCUGCAACUGUUGGUUCAUUGAAGAGGACUGUUAUGGAGGCAGUAACAGCGAUACUUGGAGGCGGAUUGCGCGUUGGUGUACUUCUUCAAGGAAAGAAGGUUAGGGAAGACAACAAAACUCUGCUGCAGACGGGAAUUUCUCAUGAUGACCAGAUGGAUGCUCUGGGUUUUAGCCUGGAGCCUAACCCUUCACAAACUUCCCCUUUGUUAUGCCCUGGAAGUUCUCCCUUAAAAUGUCCCUGUGACACUCCUCUUCCUCUGGCUAGGCAUCCAGCAAAUCCUGGUUUAGUUAAUCAGGUUACUUGUGAUCCCUCACCUGAGCCUCACAUGCUUAAUUUGGGCAACUUUGUUGAAAGCGAUCAUGAUUCUGCACCUACUGACAUGUCAUUGGGAAAAAACCUAACUGAUUCUAAAGCUCUGGUAGCUGUACCAGCAAUGAGUGUGGAGGCACUAGCUGCGGUUCCAGCUCAUAGGAAAUCCAAGCGAUCUGAAGUUGUGCAGCGUAGAAUUCGUCGACCUUUCUCUGUUGCUGAAGUUGAAGCCCUGGUUCAGGCUGUUGAGAAACUUGGAACUGGAAGGUGGCGUGAUGUUAAAUUAAGAGCCUUUGAUAACGCGAAGCAUCGCACUUAUGUGGAUUUGAAGGAUAAGUGGAAAACACUAGUGCACACGGCAAGAAUAUCCCCCCAGCAAAGGCGGGGAGAGCCAGUGCCCCAGGAGCUCUUGGACAGGGUCCUAACAGCGCAUGCCUACUGGUCCCAGCAUCAAGCCAAGCAGCAACUGAAGCCACAGCAGCCAGAGACCUGCCUUCUUCUUUACAACACUCCAAAAUAAAGAGCUAGUAGCAGAUAUGAUGUUGAUGAAAAAAAACUUAGUUUAAUGAUGGGUUUAGUGAAUGAUUUUCUAAUCAUUUUUUUUUCUCUUAGUUUCUUGUAUUUUUAUUGUGAUUAUGUAAAAAAGUUAUGACAAGGAAGAAACAGAAGUACCAAGAAAUCCAUGUAAUAUUUUAUCUGCUCUUGCCUGAUUCUUCUCUUGCAAUGGAGAGGCUUGGCCUUUUUGUAAAUGGAUGUUGAUGAAAUAAGAGCUUUUUAACUCAGUUCAAUUCA